This is a messenger RNA of Photinus pyralis (common eastern firefly), 1350 nucleotides long. RefSeq lists its product as uncharacterized. The record is from RefSeq and is a predicted model, not a curated record. The transcript has 6 exons. Bases 161 to 1306 code for a protein of 381 amino acids. Lineage: Eukaryota; Metazoa; Arthropoda; Insecta; Coleoptera; Lampyridae.
UAAGAGCGCUUGUAUCUGGUACCUAUUUAAAGCACUGUGCUUUAUUAUCUUUAGAAGAACCUUGUUUUGUCCUAUUAUUAAAACAUUGUAUGCUAUUUUUCCAACUGUGUAUAUUCUGUUUUUUUUCAAGUAUACAAAAUUAUGGACAUUAAUUAAAAAAAUGGACGAAUAUGAUGUAAUUCCAAAUAAAUGGUUACGAAAUGGAACAUGGGCCUUCUUUCCAACAGCAAAACCAAUGGGUACAAUAAAUCGGCUAGUAAGGCAGAGUUCUGAACCAGAAGCUGACUGGGACGUAAUAGACAACAUUGAAAUAAUAAAAAGUGAUUAUGAUAACUACGAACGAAGUUUAACGGAUAUGAUCCGCCUACAAAGAGGCCUACCGUCGUUGUCGUCGUCAGAAAAUGAAACCCGAGGUAGAGGGCAAAGGAAGGCAAAAAGAAGGAGUGACCACAAUUAUGGCACAUCAGAACCGGAGACUAGUUUGAAUAGCAGCAGUCAAAGUAAUGGGUCACCACAAGUGAUUUCAAAACGGGUGCACGUUCUAUCUGAAAUUCCGUCAACCUCUGCCGAAAUCCCUUCACCUCCACCCGGCUUCCUCAGUCAUACAAUUGCCCUACAACAGACGUUGACCGAAGUGGCAUUAACAACCAAAUGUCCCUUACCGAGCGGCCAGUACCACCAUUGUGCCUUCCAAGAUCACACGAUUAAUCUAUUGAACCUUGGUCGUAGUGCGUGUCUGAUUUCCCGAAGCAUCGAAAAAAUGUCAACGAACCUAAAAGCGCUAAAAUCCGAAAUAACAAGUUUAUAUGAACUUCAAAACCAGCUAUCGGCAAAUAAGACACAAACGGUGGACAGGGAAGACAAUGAAUUAGACGAUGAUACUAAUAACGAGGCCAUUUUACAGUAUUUUCCAAUUCAAACCAUGGCAGACCUAAAUAUCUUUGAAGAAAAAUUACCUUCCGAUCAUGUGUUUUGUAAUGCAGUGAUUACUGCUUUGGAGACACAGUUAGAGAAGUCAUCAGAAAACAAGACGGCUCGUAGUUUUGUUCGUUUAACGAUGGCUCCGGCGCUACUCCAAAAGUUUUCAUGGAAAGGCCAGAAACGAAAGGACAGACUAGAAAAGAAGGCGUUUGUGGAGUUAAAACUCUACCAAUUAAUGCUGCGAGUUUUAAAAAAAAUAUGGAAAAUUUCCAAUGUGCAGAGAGUGGAAGCUAGUGUAUCCAAUUACAUUGCACACAUUCGAAGUCUUGUUCCACCUACAGAAGAAUCAAAUUUCGAGAAGGAAGAUCCUAUGGAGAAUGUGUAAAUAUACCGUGUACAGUUAAAAUUACAAUUUAUUUUAUAUUAGUU